Molecule: messenger RNA, 462 nt
Organism: Manihot esculenta (cassava)
Lineage: Eukaryota; Viridiplantae; Streptophyta; Magnoliopsida; Malpighiales; Euphorbiaceae
Exons: 1
Coding region: 136-375 (79 amino acids)
Source: RefSeq, a predicted model, not a curated record
GACUCACUUUCCCCCAAGCAUUCAGGAGACCAGAUCCAGUUCAGAUUCCUAUAAAUGGAGCGCGCCUAUAGCUCGCUUUACAUACAGAAACCCAAAUCCUAAAUCAACUUGUUUCAACUAUUUUCACUAGCAAUCAUGAAUUCCAUCUUUAGUUCCUUCGAUGCACUGUGCGGUGAAUUAUUGGGCCAAGCUAUCAGAUUCAGGUCCUCUGAUUUUGCUUCUGCAACUACGCAUGAUUUGAUCAAGAAGCCGCAGCAAAGCUCAUCUUUACCGUCGACAGAGGACAGCAAACGGGAGCAACCACCAAGCAAGGCUCCAAGGUUUGCACCGGAGCUUGAUGGGUUAAACUGUUUCGAGACCAUCGUUAACUAUUGAUUCUUGAUGAGUUGAUUGUGUUAUUGGGACUAUAAUACUUGUACAAAAUCAAUAUUAUUAUAAUGGAAUUCUUUCAUUGAUGAAUUA